AUGACGAGGCCAAUUUCACCAAAUGGCCGAGGGCCAAGUUCCGAAUCGGGUCAUUAUGCAAAUCCAUUUGGAGGGAACCCAUUCGACACGGACGAGGGCAGCGCUGCCGCCUCUCUGGCCAGCAAUUCCACCUUCACAGUUAAUGUCAUCCCAGACAACCAAGACAAUGCUGCCCAUGGAAUUCGGGGACCAGCCCCGACCGUCCCUCCCCACCACCGCCUCAGCCGUGGGGACAUUGAACGAUCUCCUCUAGCGAACGAGAUCACCAACGAAAAGGUCGACUACACGAGUCCUUCUGAAAUCGACAGCGAGCAUGCCAAUCAUUUGCACGCCCGCCGCCACAGCAAGAUCGUCGAUGCCGACACCGAGAAAUUGCGGGAGAGGCACACCUCGGCAUUGGGCAAGUCGUCCGGUCUUCCGCUCCACAAGCGGAUGUACCAUGCCUUCCGGAGGACCUACUGCCCAAUCGAACCUCCAGAGCUUGUUUUGCCCGUGUGUCCCGACGACAGGGAGAAGGUGAUGUACGUCCACACGAACCGCAUCCUGCUCUACAUCUUUGGUGUCAUCUCCUUCCUGGCACUCGGCGCCGGUAUGUGGCUGUUCACCCUCUCCUCGCCCGUGUUCUACUGGUACGCUGCUUUCGCGGGUGCCAUGUGCAUCUACCUGUUCAUCUCGUAUGCUGUCGGCGUCAUCGGUCGCGACUGGGACUACCAGGCCCAUCUUGGGCUUAUCGAGCGACAUCCCAUCACCGACGAAACCGCACCGACUGUCGAUAUUUUCCUACCGGUCUGCAAGGAGCCCAUCGAGAUUUUGAACAACACUUGGCGUCAUAUUGCCAAACUCGACUGGCCCGCCCACAAGCUCAAGGUGUACGUCAUGGACGACGGAGUCCUCGACGAGGUUCGGCAACUGGCCGAGAGCUUCGGCUUCAUCUAUUCGGUUCGCGACGACCGUCCCCGUCUCCGAAAGGCCGGCAAUCUCCGGUGGACCUUCGCUCGCACCAACGGCGACUUUUUCUGUAUUUUCGAUGCGGACUUUUGCCCUCGCCCCGACUUCAUUAAGGAACUUAUUGUCGAGCAUCUGGACGAUCCCAAGACCGCCAUCGUGCAGAGCCCCCAGUUUUUCCGCGUCCUCGAGGAACAGACGUGGGUCGAACAGGGCGCCGGUGCCACCCAAGAGCUCUUUUACCGCGUCGUCCAAGUCAACCGCAAUCGAUGGGGCGCGUCCAUUUGCGUCGGCAGCAAUGCCGUCUACCGCCGAGCGGCCCUCGAGGAGGUCGGUGGCACGGCCGAGAUUGGUUUCUCCGAAGACGUACACACGGGUUUUGGCGCCGUCGAUCGCGGCUGGAAAGUCAAGUAUAUUCCGCUCUGCUUGGCCACCGGCGUGUGUCCCGAUUCCCCUAGGGCGUUUUUCUCGCAGCAGAUGCGAUGGGCACGUGGCAGCACUACUCUUCUCACCAACGGCCACUUCUGGGUGUCCAAUUUGACCUUCAUGCAGAAGGUCUGCUAUCUUUCGGGCUUCCUCUAUUAUUCCGCCGUCUCGCUGAACAUCUUCCUCGCCCCCAUCGCUGGUACGCUCCUGCUCGCCGUUCGCCCCGAGUUCUUCCGGUACUGGAACCUAGCCUUUGCCAUCCCAUCCAUCCUCUAUGGUGUUAUCCUCAUGCGUGUUUGGGCCAAGGCCAAGUACGGCUUCAACGUCCAGCAUGCCACGACGGUGCAGAGCUAUGCGUAUCUCACGGCCAUUAAGGACCGCCUGUUCAACAUUGAGCUGCUCUGGGCAGCCUCGGGCGAUACCAAGGCACACAAGAGCAACAAGUAUCGCAACAUGCGCCUCCUCUGCAUUUUCUGGACAAUCAUGGUCAUGGGUUCGAUGAUCGGCGUCGUGACCUGGAGGCUCGUCACCGGCUUCACCUGGUACCACACGCUUCCCCUUCUCAUCAUCAACGUUUACAACUUCUACAUCAACCAUUACUUUAUGUUUUGUAAUUGGUAA
Sodiomyces alkalinus F11 is the source of this 1992-nucleotide messenger RNA. RefSeq names its product family 2 glycosyl transferase. NCBI's taxonomy places the organism in Eukaryota, Fungi, Ascomycota, Sordariomycetes, Glomerellales, Plectosphaerellaceae. The record is from RefSeq and is a predicted model, not a curated record. Bases 1 to 1992 code for a protein of 663 amino acids. The transcript has 5 exons.